Molecule: messenger RNA, 1196 nt
Organism: Tremella mesenterica DSM 1558
Lineage: Eukaryota; Fungi; Basidiomycota; Tremellomycetes; Tremellales; Tremellaceae
Exons: 1
Coding region: 150-941 (263 amino acids)
Source: RefSeq, a predicted model, not a curated record
CUAAAAGAAAAAGAGCUUCGCUCAUUUCAUCUCAGAGUCAAUCUUUUCUUAUAUCACACUUUUCAAACGACAAAACCAAACUCUUCUUCUCAUCACUUCCUUCAUUCUCAUAAAAACACAAAAACCAAAAACCAAAAACCAAAUCAAAAAUGAUUUCCAACAUCAUCUCCAUCGCUCUCCUCUCUUCGGUAGUCAUCGCCGCUCCAGUCAACGUCAACGUCCCUCGUAAAGCCGCCCCUUCCACUUGGGCGGUCAACUAUCUUGAACCUUAUGACACAUAUCACAUUCGUUAUCUCGCUCUUGAUUGUCAAUCUCAACACAAUACAACUUUCUUCGACGAAUGUUGUCAUCCUCUUUUAGCUUCUGAAGAUCUCACCAUGCGUCCUGCUCAAUGUAUCCCAACCGCAUCAGCUUCCAUCUCUGCAGUUUCCGCACUUCCUACUGCAUCUUCUACCUCUUCCACCGACAACGAUUCAGAAGAUGCUUCAGUUUAUUCUUCUGCAACUUCGGUAGCUGCUGAACAAUACGCAACUCCAACUCAUGCUACCAGUACCACGACUGAAGAAAAAGCAGCAGCCGCUACUACUCAAGCUUCCACUUCAAACUCUGGUGGAAACGUUCAAAAAGGUGGUUAUGCGACUUAUUUCUAUCAAGGUGGAAAUGCUGGAGAAUGUGGUAGUGUUCAUUCGGAUUAUGAUAAGAUCGUAGCUAUCGACGCUGCUGGUUGGUGGAGUGAUUAUCAAUCGAAUGAUAAUGGAGCUUAUUGUGGUAAAUGGUUGACUAUAACAAAUACCAAUAACGGUAAAUCUGUAACUGCUAUGGUCGCAGAUGUUUGUCCUACUUGCGAUACCAACAAUUCUCUCGAUCUUUCCGUAGGUGCUUUCACCGCUAUCGCCAGCGAGGAGGAUGGUCAAGUUCCCAUUGAAUGGUAUUGGAAUUAGGAUGGAGUGGGAUCGAAGGGAUUUUUAUUGUGGUUGAAAGAUUGGAUGAAGGUGUGGAAGAGAUAAAGGAAAAUGAUUAUAAGUCAUGGGUGGAGGAAGGUUUGUGAAAUAUGGUACGACAUGACGAAAAAUGGAGUUGGAAAAAAAAACAACGAAGAGAUAUUUUUUUGGGAGCUGGGAAGGAUUCAUCUUAGAUAGACCGAGAUGCUGAGCAUCGGGGGAAACGAUAUAAAAAUGCAUUGAAGCUAGACUUCG